UACCCAGUCAGUCACCCUCACCCCUCCUCGCGACCCCCCUUCUGCGUUCUCUCCAUCUUCUCUGCACCCAGCCAGCCACCUCCGAACACCUCCCUCGCCACUGUCCGUUUCACCUCGCCGUCCCACUCACUGCGCCAUCACCGCACCGCGCCAUUCCCCCUCUGCUGCACUGCUGCGAGUUUAUCUUUUCCCCUUUUCCUUCGCCAACGUCGCUGCUCCGUUGAGUCCGUUCAACUGCUGCGCCGCUGCCGUCGUGCAUUGCUACUCCGCGUCUCUGCUCUUCUUUUCACCGGCGUCUCUCACCUCUCUGGCCAUUUCUCUCCUGUCCGUGUCCCAAUAUAGGUGGGGUUGGAGCCUUGGAGGAAUCAUCAAAUCACUAAUUUGGACUUUGGAGUCCAAAUCCAAAUCAUCAAAACUGUGAAUACUUUCUGUUUGCAUUUGUUGUGUUCUGCUGCUUCCAGGUAAGUCAGGAUCGAAAAUUCCAAUUCUUUGGAACUAUGAGAUGGAUAUGGGAGAUUUAAGAGUUUAGGUUUCAGAUUAGUUGUCAGUGAUGGAGCAUGGGUCACACUCUGAUCAGAGUAAAUCAACUUUUUCUCUGGCAGAUGAGGAUCAUACAUUUGCAAAUUCUAUGAGAUUCACAUUAAAUCAAGAUCCAAGAGUUACAUUUUGUGGGUACAGCAUUCCUCAUCCGUCCGAUAACCGCGUUAACAUCAGAGUCCAGACAACAGGGGAUCCGGCACGAGAAGUUUUAAAGGAUGCAUGUCAAGAUUUGAUGCUUAUCUGCCAACAUGUAAGGAGCACUUUUGAUAAGGCUAUCAGUGAUUUCAAAAAGAGCGAGACUGUAGAGAUUGAUGAUUCUGAAUAGUAAUAUUUUCUAGUUAUACACUUGGUUGUUAUUCUGUUGAGUGUUGAUUCCCCACUGUAUAUGGUUGGCAUCAAAUUUUCAUUAAUAUAAAAGCCCGUUUUGCUUUCAAUGAUGAUGUGUUGGAGACAAGACAAGGGGCCUUCUAUUCCUAUUUGUUACUUUGGUUAAUACACGAAGUCUUUUAAUUUUUUCUUUAGCAAAUUAAUGACUUUUGAUUACCACA
Arachis ipaensis is the source of this 1088-nucleotide messenger RNA. The record is from RefSeq and is a predicted model, not a curated record. Lineage: Eukaryota; Viridiplantae; Streptophyta; Magnoliopsida; Fabales; Fabaceae.